AUGCCAGGCCGAGGGUUACUCAGGCUCACAGCCGGGUGGGCCCUGCUGUCACUCUGUGUGGCAGUAGAUACCUGGCCGUACAUGACCCUGCAGACUGCGCCAUACCAACCUCCGCAGAUCCAAGUCACCAAGAGCGGCACCACCGACCCGGGGUAUCUCUUUGUUGGCCCCCGGGGCAACAAACCAGAAGGCACGGCGGCGUUGAUUUACGACGAGGACGGCAACCUGGUCUACCAGGGCCCGGACGAGGUGACGGCCAAUUUCCGCGUGCAGCGACUGUUCAACCAGGAUGUCAUCACCUUCUGGGCCGGCAACAUGACCGACCUGGGCUUUGGAUACGGCUCCGUCCACAUUCUCGACAACACCUACCGGGAGAUCUACACGGUGACCCUGCAGGGGAACUUUGUAACCCCGGACAACAUUGUCCCGGAUUCGUUCAUUGACCUGCACGAGAGUCACAUCUCGGACCGCAAUACGUUGCUGGUCACGGCCUACAAUGUCACCCAGCAGUCGCUGACAUCGAUCGGGGGGACGCCGGAGGAUUACAUGCUGGACAGUCUGUUUUAUGAGAUCGACAUUGCUACCAAUGAGAUUGUGCAUUCGUGGAGUGCACUGGAGCAUGUCGACCAGAUUGCCUUGACGGAUUCCAAGCAGGGGAUUGACGUCGAUCAUGGAACGCACGACCAGCCGUGGGAUGCGUAUCAUAUCAACUCGGUGGAACUGUUUGACGAGGGGUAUCUCGUCUCUUUGCGUCACUACUGGUCUGGGUAUUAUGUCCAUGCUAAUGGGACGGUCAUGUGGCAAUUCAGCGGCGAACUGGGCAAGGGCGACUUUACACUAGACCAGGCCGGGGUCUUCUCCUGGCAGCACGACAUGCGCAUCUACAACAAGACAGAAACCGGCAUGAUCCUGAGUCUGUUCAACAACGCCAACACCCCUACGGAGACUGUUGCGGCGUCGACGGGUUUGAGUUAUGCAGUGGAUCUGGUCAACCGCACGGCAAAGACACUUCGCACCCUGAGCGACAGCAAAGACGUCAUCCACAGCGUCAGUCAAGGCAACUACCAACAGCUGAGUUCGUCGGGGCAUGUCGUGCUGGGCUAUGGGUCGAUUGCCAAAAUCAAAGAGUUUGACGCCAACAACAAGCAGGUCCUCACGGCGCAGUUUGGCACCGACAACGAGGUGGCCUCGUACCGGGGGUACAAGUGUGCCUGGAAGGCGACGCCGUUUUGGGCACCGGCGAUUGUGGCUCGUCGGGUAUCCCAUGAUUCUGCGCAGGUGUUUAUGAGCUGGAACGGCGCAACUGAGUAUGACAAUUGGGCUGUGAUGGCCGCUGACGCGCCAGACUCUGUCAGUACCACCAUUGUCACUACCUUUAAGCGCACUGGCUUCGAGACGUCUGGUACGGUUCGGGGGUUAAAGACAAAGUAUCUCCAGGUGGUUGCUCGUCGGGGAGAUAUUCCUCUGGGCAUGUCGCCUAUUGUCAGUUUUUAG
Messenger RNA from Aspergillus lentulus, 1494 nucleotides. NCBI's taxonomy places the organism in Eukaryota, Fungi, Ascomycota, Eurotiomycetes, Eurotiales, Aspergillaceae. The record is from RefSeq and is a predicted model, not a curated record.